Messenger RNA from Exserohilum turcica Et28A, 434 nucleotides. RefSeq lists its product as uncharacterized. The record is from RefSeq and is a predicted model, not a curated record. Lineage: Eukaryota; Fungi; Ascomycota; Dothideomycetes; Pleosporales; Pleosporaceae. The transcript is spliced from 2 exons. Bases 1 to 399 code for a protein of 132 amino acids.
AUGGCACCACGCAGUCCAACUCAACAAGUUCAAUCACCCCAGAUGCUGCUGGAUUCUGGAGAUUUGGAGGGUCAGGCCCUCAAGAAAGAGCUGGACGACCUAAAGAAAGAGCAUGACGUCCUUAAGACAAAUUACGCUAACCUGGAGGAUGAGUAUGCCAACCUAAAAGCUGAGCAUACUGGCCUUAAGGGCGAAUGUGAAGGCCUCAAAGGCCAGUGUGAAGGCCUUAAGGGUCAGUUUGCAGGGCUUCAGGGCCAGUGCGACAGGCUGAAGGAAAAGCAAGCCGACCUGUCAAGUUCCCUUGAAAAACUCAAGGAGAACGCAGCAAGGACCAGUGCGCUCAUCGAACGUUACAAAGAAGACUUCAAAAAGGUUUCGGCUGCAUUGAGUGGCCAGUAAAGCGAAGGAAAACGCAGGGAAUCCGUAGAGAAUGG